ACAAAAGGCUAGGCUUCAACAUGGAAGUUCAUCAAGCUGAUGUCCAUGGAAAAUUUGAAGUGAACUUCACCAGCAAAACUGUCAUCAAAGCUAUCGGCCCUUUGCCUGAGCCCCAUAUCAUUACUCUUUCAAACCUUGACCUCCUCUCGGGUCGUUUCCCUGUCACAUACUUUUAUUUCUACCAUAGACCAGUAUUGGAUGACUUCAGCUCUAUCAUUGAGGCUCUUAAGUGCUCAUUAGCCAAAAUUCUCAACCACUACUAUCCCUUUUCUGGUCGAAUUGCCGAAAACCCGAAUACUAAUGAGCCCGAAAUCAUUUGUGACAAUAGUGGUGCCCUAGUUGUAGAAGCUCAUGCCAAUAUCCCUCUAAAAGACCUAGACUUCCACAACCUUAACCUAUCUUUGCAAGGAAAACUAGUAUCCAUCAACCCUGAAUUUCCUUUCCAAGUCCAAGUAACAAACUACACUUGUGGAGGCAUUUCCAUAACAUUCACCUUCGACCAUGCUCUUGGAGACGCGAGCGCCUUUGGUAAGUUUCUCUUCUCAUGGUCUGAAAUAGCGCUAAGGAGGCCACUUUCCUGCAUACCUGAUCAUCGGAGGAACCUUCACGCGCGCUGCCCUCCUACUUAUGAUCCAUUAUUGGACCGUACGUUUGUGAAGUGUACCAUGGAAGAGAUUGUCAAUAUUCCAACAAUGAACACCUUGCUUAAGCGCCUUUAUCAUGUUGAUGCAUCAAGCAUUAAUCAUCUGCAAAAACUUGCAUGUCUUAAUGGGCAUAAGAGAACAAAAAUUGAGGCUUUCUCAGCUUACUUAUGGAAGGUUAUGGUCAAGGCCAUAGAUGAAAAACAUGAAAAGUGUAACAUGGGAUGGUUAGUUGAUGGACGGAUGAGCAUGUGUGCAGGCCAGAACUCCCUGUCGAAUUACAUAGGAAAUGUCCUAUCAGUCGCUGUUGGGGAGGCCAGUGUGGUUGAAGUGAAGCAAGGCUCUAUAUUGGAUGUCGCCAAGAUCGUCCACAAAGUAAUCUCCAAGGUAACUAACAAAGCUCAUUUCUUGGAUUUGAUCGACUGGAUUGAGUGCCACAGGCCUGGACUGAUGCUGUCAAGGACGGUACUAGGUCGCGGUGGACCUACACUUGUUGUGUCCUCAGGAAGGCGGUUUCCUGUUAGCGAACUGGACUUCGGCUUUGGAACUCCAGUUCUUGGAACUGUCUGCUCCACUAUAGAAAGGCUUGGUGUUGGUUACAUCAACCAAAGGCAGAGUGCUAGAGGUGAUGGCUCUUGGACUGUGUCCGCCAUCUUAUGGCCGGAACUGGCUGCUGCACUGGAAUCAGACUCCAUUUUGCAGCCCAUGACUGCAACUCAUCUUCAACUUUAGCUGCUAUAUAUUCCAUCUUAUCGACUGCUUGUACAUUUAAAUAGCCAUUGUAUUAGUAUACGCUGAUGAUCAAGACAAAAAUAGUUUCUGUCCUGAUAAAAAUAACAAAAGUAUGUGGCUAAAAGUGUAUAUGAAUCGACAGAUGUAAUAAAUUAGGAAUGGGUUCAUGGAAGUUCAGGUGAUUAGUAUCUGGUACCAGAAUUAUAAGGGUAUCUUUCUUUUA
Vitis riparia (riverbank grape) is the source of this 1596-nucleotide messenger RNA. Its product is annotated as omega-hydroxypalmitate O-feruloyl transferase. Bases 21 to 1373 code for a protein of 450 amino acids. NCBI's taxonomy places the organism in Eukaryota, Viridiplantae, Streptophyta, Magnoliopsida, Vitales, Vitaceae. Gene Ontology annotation, molecular function: acyltransferase activity, transferring groups other than amino-acyl groups. The transcript has a single exon. The record is from RefSeq and is a predicted model, not a curated record.